AAAAAACAGAGUAGCUAUAUAAGGAGCUCAGAUUCGUCUUCUCCACUCGAAAACCCUACACUUCGGCCGCAGCUGCUCCUCAUCUACAGGUAGGUUUGUUUCUCGUUGAGCUCAGAGCAAUGGCUCCUGCUAAAGCUGACAACACGAAGAAGAGUGAUCCAAAGGCCCAAGCCUUGAAGACUGCCAAGGCUGUGAAAUCCGGCCCUAGUUUCAAGAAGAAGGCCAAGAAGAUCAGGACAUCAGUCACAUUUCAUAGGCCAAGGACAUUGAAGAAGGAAAGGAACCCCAAGUAUCCCCGCAUUAGUGCACCACCAAGAAACAAGUUGGACCAUUAUCAAAUUUUAAAGUAUCCAUUGACUACUGAGUCUGCAAUGAAGAAGAUUGAGGACAACAACACACUUGUUUUCAUUGUUGACAUCCGAGCUGAUAAGAAGAAGAUUAAAGAUGCAGUGAAGAAGAUGUACGAUAUUCAGACCAAGAAAGUGAACACCUUGAUCAGGCCCGAUGGAACGAAGAAGGCAUAUGUUAGGUUGACACCAGACUAUGAUGCCUUGGAUGUGGCCAACAAGAUUGGGAUAAUCUAAAUUAAUGUUGUAUUGUCUUUUUAUUUUGAAGCCAAGUGAUUUCCGUUCUUGCUAUGACAGUUUUGUUAGUAUUGCGCUAUGUUAGUACUCCUGGAGUAGUUUGGUUUUCUUCAAUUUGUAUUUGAUACUAUAUUCAUCGUUUCCUUUUUCUUAUGGCAAUGGGAUGCGAUUAAAAUUUAGUUCGGUGUUAAUGCCUUAAUAUACACUGCCUAUUACCAUGUUUUGA
This is a messenger RNA of Prunus dulcis (almond), 810 nucleotides long. Its product is annotated as 60S ribosomal protein L23a. Gene Ontology annotation, molecular function: rRNA binding; structural constituent of ribosome. Gene Ontology annotation, cellular component: ribosome; cytosolic large ribosomal subunit. The record is from RefSeq and is a predicted model, not a curated record. Gene Ontology annotation, biological process: translation; ribosomal large subunit assembly. Lineage: Eukaryota; Viridiplantae; Streptophyta; Magnoliopsida; Rosales; Rosaceae. The transcript is spliced from 4 exons. Bases 120 to 584 code for a protein of 154 amino acids.